AUGUUCCGCAGCGGCAAGAAACCCAAGUUCAGCUUCAAUCUUACUAUCAAUGACUUGUCAAAUAUUCCUCACACAUCGGGUUACUGCUACUUGAAAAUCCAAAUAACUGACGGAAGUCUGGCCGGACUUAUGGCUAGUAUAUCACACUUUCGACCAUUUUCUCUGGAAGUUGACGAUUCAGACAAUUCCGAGACAUCCAAGACCUCUGAUUCUAACAGUCUGUCUUCAAGAAGCUCCAGGACAAUCUCCCUUCGUACGUCCAACUUUCGGAUACACAACUUUAAAUGUCACUUCAACCUUGAUGUGGCUUGCAACUUACGAUUUCCAUACAAACGCAAAGACAAUAUGAUUGGUGAUAAAUAUCUUACAAUCAAAGUAUAUUACGCCGCCGAAAAGAGCUCCAAGCUUGAACAUCCAGUGCAGUUGGGUUCCGUGAAGCUUAAUUUGGCCGAGUAUUUGAACUUCGAUGAGUCUGUCACUGCAAAGUAUCUUCUUCAAGAGUCAAAAAUCAACUCAAUUUUGAGUCUUACCACAAAGCUUAAAGAGUUACCUUCGGACUUUGAAUUUAAAACAGAGCUCAAAAUCGAUGAGUCAAAGCUGAGCCAGGCAAACUCCAGCAGUAUGCUGAUGGCCUCGAAACAAACCGAUUCCAAUACUCGUCUGUUCAAUGUUCCACAGUUUCAGAGAAAGAAGGUCUUUGGAGGGCUUGAUGGAGUUAUGAGUACCCCAACCAAUGUCAGUGGAAGGGAUGUACCAACUCAAGACGACUCACACGCCAAGGAGCAGGCUCUGCAGCAGUCAUCAGAAGAAUUGCGCCGACAGGAUCUAGGGUCUCACUCGCUCGAGAAUGUUAUGGUAGAUCCAAUCAUUGGCAACUUGUACAGAAGAGUCCUCGAAAGUACAUGGGAUCCUGAUUUGCAUGCUCUUCUCAAAUUGACGCCCGAGAAGGUUGUGCAUGACUUAUUUCUGACAAGCGAGUACAAUGAGGACAUGGAGAAAAAUCUAGAGUUCUAUCGCUCUUUGACUGCAGAUUAUGAUGAUGAAUCUAGCCAAAAUAAAACUGGCCUCCUUCUGGAAUCCAAGGUUCGCGAGAACUUCAAGAGCUGGUCUGUUUCGUGGGCAUAA
Australozyma saopauloensis is the source of this 1125-nucleotide messenger RNA. RefSeq lists its product as uncharacterized. The record is from RefSeq and is a predicted model, not a curated record. The coding region runs from base 1 to 1125 and encodes 374 amino acids. NCBI's taxonomy places the organism in Eukaryota, Fungi, Ascomycota, Pichiomycetes, Serinales, Metschnikowiaceae. The transcript has a single exon.